CACGUUUUCUUCCGCGCAUUUUCGUAAUGCCCGCACGUAUCGAACACCAAUCGACGGAGGGUCAUGAGGGAGACGCCACCUGUGUAGCUUAUUUUAAGAAUCAGCUGUUCUCCGGCGGAGCCGACGGCAAAAUACGCAUUUGGUCGGAAACGUUGCAACUAUUGGGCACGGUAAAUGCGCACGAUGCCUAUAUCUAUUGCCUCACUGUCAACGACCACGGCAAGGUGUACUCAAGCAGCUGCGACGGCCUGGUUAAGUACAUGUUGCCGCCCUACGAGGAUGCCUCUGUGCAGGAACUGUUCCGCUGCGACGAUGCCAUUCAAGCCAUGUACUGCGAUGGCGCGAUACUCUUCACAGGAGAUGACAAGGGUGUAGUGACCACUUGGAGCAACGAUCGCAUGCUCUUCAAGUACAAUCUCGUGGAGGAGGUCAAGUCACUUGCCGGCGAGCAGCAAUUAAUCUACACAGUACGCGAUCUGGAUGUCGUCAUCUCCGUUGUGGUCGAGGGCAAGUCGGGCAAGUACAGCAACAAAGCUGUGCUACCGGGAAAAUCACCAUUAACCCUUUUGGGGCCCGUAGUGGAAGGCAAGCGCACGUAUUUAGCAUUUCCAGAUCGCACGGGCAUGGGUCUCCAGUUGGUUAACAAUUUGCCGCAAAUGAAAUUUGUUCGUGUGUGGCAGCUGCCAAACUGCCAUGAGAUGAUUAUAAACAGCAUUUGCGGCGAUGAGAAACAUCUUUACUCGGGUGGCUACGACAAUAAGGUCAAGGGCUGGAACAAUUUGGAUGCUUCGCAACCGCUAGCGCUGGGCGAAGUCGAUGUUGGCAGUUGCGUUAAUAGUAUUUGUUGUGGUGAAAACAAUGCGGUCUACAUAGCGAGCAGCGACGGUUUAAUUCGUUGCGCAAAGUUUCGAGAGUCGUAAUAUUUAAUGUUUGAAUCAAAACAUCAAUAUGCAGCGAAUUCUUUUUGUAAUUUAAUGGUUUAAAAAGACAUG
Messenger RNA from Scaptodrosophila lebanonensis, 992 nucleotides. RefSeq lists its product as uncharacterized. Gene Ontology annotation, molecular function: protein binding. NCBI's taxonomy places the organism in Eukaryota, Metazoa, Arthropoda, Insecta, Diptera, Drosophilidae. The transcript is spliced from 3 exons. The record is from RefSeq and is a predicted model, not a curated record. The coding region runs from base 27 to 920 and encodes 297 amino acids.